AUGAUGCUAAAUCCAUAUCCUGCAGACCAAGGAUAUAGCCCUUCCGCACCACCCAUGAUGCCGCAGACUACUGCGGCCGCGUCUCACCCACAGCCCAUUGCUCCUCCAGCUGGUGGAUGUGUACCCCCAGUCCUUCUUCCUAUGCCUCAUGGUCCUAUCACCUCCAAGUUGGGUGUGUCCUCUCCAUAUGGCCCUGGAUCGCUCAUGCAGGCCAACCCUGUCCCUUAUGAUGAAGACCAGCCUACUCGCGUUGUCGGGUCUCAACGUCGCCGUGGAAUCUUGCCAAGCGCUCCCGGUCGACCUGUGGCCCCAACUGCUGGAGCUGGUACAAAAAGCACAGUCACUCCAAUCAAGGAUGCGGACGGCAAGUUCCCUUGCCCCCACUGCACCAAGUCCUACUUGCAUGCAAAGCACUUGAAGCGCCAUCUUCUUCGCCGUAAGUCCAACACUGGCGAUCGCCCUUACAUGUGCGUGCUUUGUCAUGAUACGUUUUCUAGAAGUGACAUUUUGAAACGUCACUUUCAAAAGUGCUCAGUUCGCCGUGGACAUCCCACCGGUGUGAGCCACUUGUCCCACCCUCAGGCUCAUGUUAAGCAGCAUGGUCAGGCUGAGAAGGCUGAUGGUCUCGGUAACGAUGGUGACAUGGACCACCUCAACGGUUUAAACAACAUGUCCUCCGGCGUGGCUCAUCCCUUUGGCAUGCCUCCCGUCUCUGACGACAUGCACAAGAUGACCGGUGACCAGAAUCAUCUGUCUCGCUCCAGCAGCGCCAGCCAGGGCCGAAAUGAAAUGGCCCCCAACAUGGGAGUCCCUCAGCCCUACGGGCGAAUUUUUCUUCAUGAAUAA
Molecule: messenger RNA, 846 nt
Organism: Pochonia chlamydosporia 170
Lineage: Eukaryota; Fungi; Ascomycota; Sordariomycetes; Hypocreales; Clavicipitaceae
Exons: 2
Coding region: 1-846 (281 amino acids)
Biological process (GO): regulation of transcription by RNA polymerase II
Cellular component (GO): chromatin
Molecular function (GO): RNA polymerase II cis-regulatory region sequence-specific DNA binding; DNA-binding transcription factor activity, RNA polymerase II-specific
Source: RefSeq, a predicted model, not a curated record